Brassica napus (rape) is the source of this 1338-nucleotide messenger RNA. Its product is annotated as pre-mRNA-splicing factor 38-like. The record is from RefSeq and is a predicted model, not a curated record. NCBI's taxonomy places the organism in Eukaryota, Viridiplantae, Streptophyta, Magnoliopsida, Brassicales, Brassicaceae. Gene Ontology annotation, cellular component: precatalytic spliceosome. The transcript is spliced from 6 exons. The coding region runs from base 125 to 1162 and encodes 345 amino acids.
UAGCGAUUAAUUUUCACACUUUAGAGCUUAAACCUCUGCCCUAGCGUCUUCGUCUUCUACACCGUCGUCGAAUCCGAUUCGCUCCGGCGAACUAAGCGGACGCCCCGCUUCUCUACCUCCGACAAUGGCGAACCGCACGGACCCCUUAGCGAAGAACAUAAGAGGCACGAACCCGCAGAACCUCGUGGAGACGAUCGUGCGGAAGAAGAUCCACGACCACACUUUCUGGAAAGAGCAGUGCUUCGGUCUCACGGCGGAGACGCUCGUCGACAAAGCUAUGGAGCUUGACCACGUCGGCGGAACCUGCGGCGGUAACCGAAAGCCCACUCCUUUCCUCUGCCUUGUGCUGAAGAUGCUGCAAAUCCAGCCUGAGAAAGAGAUCGUCGUUGAGUUCAUCAAAAACGAUGAUUACAAAUACGUUCGUGUGCUUGGUGCGUUUUAUCUGCGUCUCACUGGCUCUGACGUUGAUGUGUAUCGUUACCUUGAGCCUUUGUACAAUGACUAUAGGAAAGUGAGGCAGAAGCUAGCUGAUGGAAGAUUUUCGUUGACACAUGUGGAUGAAGUCAUUGAGGAGCUUCUAACCAAGGAUUAUUCUUGUGAUAUUGCAAUGCCACGGUUGAAGAAAAGGUGUACGCUGGAGCAGAAUGGUGUGUUGGAGCCGAGGAAGAGUGUUUUGGAAGAUGAUUUUGAGGAAGAAGAAGAGAAGGAGGAGAAUGAAGGGAUGGCUGGUGGAUCUGAAGAUGAGAAGGAUGAUCACCGUAGGAGUCCUGAAAGAGAAAGAGAGAGGGACAGGAGACGUGACAGUCAUAGACACAGGGAUCGUGAUUAUGAUAGAGACUAUGACAUGGACCGAGACUAUGACAGGGACCGUGGGCGUGGUAGAGACCGGGAUAGGGAGAGAGAUCACUAUAGAGGCCGUGAUAGGGAGAGGGAACGAGACAGAGAAGGGGACAGAAGAGACAGGGCAAGGCGUAGAAGUAGAAGCAGAAGUAGGGAUCGUAAGAGGCGCGAUAGUGAUGAUGACCGGGACAGGGAGGAACCAAAGAAAAAGAAAGAGAAGAAGGAGAAGAAGAUGAGGGAAGAUGGGACAGAUCAUCCGGAUCCUGAAAUUGCUGAAGCUAAUAAACUGAGAGCAUCUCUGGGACUGAAACCCUUAAGAUAAGCAGCUGAAGAAGGAGAAGACAACUUACAAAAACUAACUUUGGUUUUGGUUUUCGAAUUUGUUCUGUAUGAAGAAUCUUUGAUGUAAAACAAAAGGGUGUGUUCAGGUUACUGUGUGUUUAAUGUCAUCAUAUCUUUUGUGGACACUGUCGUGCAUCAAAAUGGAUUCAAACAGUA